AAGGUGUUUGACGCAUGCGCAUCAAGCAAAAAAUAAACAAAAUUUCUUUUGUUUACAAAAUAAUAUAUUAUUUGUCGCAUAUUUUUCUAAUAUUUCGGACCCUGUCUUUUAACCUAUAAGGCAUAUUUAAAAUGGGCAAAAAACACAAGCCUAAGAAGCAUAAAUCUAAAGGAUAUGAUGAUGAUUACGAAGAUGAGCGUGAAGGGGUAGAGAAAGAGUCUCUCAAGAUUGUAUUAAAGGUGGGAGGAGCAGAUGCGGGGUCAGAUGUCUCGUAUUCCCAUGAUGAGAAGAAACACAAACAUAAAAAGAAGAAGAAAAAGAAGGAUAGGGACAGGCACAGGCAUGCUGAGACUGACUCUGUAAAGGAAGAAGUAGAAGAGAAGAAUGAAGACGAUGAAGAUUUCUCCGUAAGUCAGGGCGAGGAUGAAGAUACGUUUGAGCCGCCAGCUAAACGUGUGUUACUAGACAUAGACGACGAGAGUAACUCUAGUCAGGAUUUACAGCCACGACGUAGUGUGAGGCAAGUUGCCGAGAGUAAAGAGGAUGAGAAAGGAGUUCUUAGAGAAUGCCUGCUAUAUAUUCAGAAACAUUUGCAAAGGAAAGAUGUGAAUGGAUUCUUUGCAUUCCCAGUAAAUGAUGUGAUAGCUCCAGGUUACUCUAUAAUCAUCAAAGAACCGAUGGAUUUUAGUACAAUGUUAACAAAGAUAGAGAAUGAUACAUACGAUUCUAUAAUGGACUAUAAGAAUGACUAUGUAUUGAUGUGUAACAACGCAAUGACAUACAAUAGACCAGAGACUAUCUACUAUAAAGAAGCUAAGAGACUCUUACAAAGUGGACUUAAAAUGAUGAGCAAGGAGAAAUUACUGGUAAUGAGAAGAAGUCUAGGAUUUAUGUCUAGUAUAACAAUGGAAGAGAUAGGUAUAAAUCAAGAGGAUAAUACAGGUGCUGUGCUGGAAGAACUAAAUGCCAAGGAGAAAGAAUACGAAAUCACAGUCAAAAAUAGAGACAACAUUGGAAGGUUUGAAGCAUUCCCGGAUAACAUGACACCAGAUGAAAUACUUGCCCAAGCUCAAUCAAUGGCCCAGGAUGCUAGAGAUAUGCUAGCAUGGAAGAAACCAAAAACUAAGUUGAGUUUCCUGCGGAAGAGAGAUGAUGGUACAACAUCUAUGACAGUGAUAAAUCCAGAUAAUGAUGGAAUAGUGGGAGAGAAUGAGAGAAUUAUUUCCCUUGGUGCUGUGACAGGAAAGUUGACCUCUGGUACAGGCAGUAUAGCUGGAUUUAAAGAAGACAAACGGAACAAAGCCAACCAAU
Ruditapes philippinarum (Manila clam) is the source of this 1311-nucleotide messenger RNA. Its product is annotated as bromodomain-containing protein 7-like. Gene Ontology annotation, cellular component: nucleus. Lineage: Eukaryota; Metazoa; Mollusca; Bivalvia; Venerida; Veneridae. The record is from RefSeq and is a predicted model, not a curated record. Gene Ontology annotation, biological process: regulation of transcription by RNA polymerase II.